AUGGACGAUAGUUCUCAAAAUGUUAUUCCUGUGGCAAGAGUAAAAAAGGGAAAUAAAUGGAUUGUAGUUACUAGUGUGAAUCAUCCAACAGAAGAUGUGAAGAGACUAUCGUCCUUUAGAGACUGGAAUUUGGUGGUUGUUGCUGAUACAAAAACACCUAUUGACUGGGAACUAGAAGAUGUUCAUUUUUUAUCAGUUGAAUAUCAGAAGACUCUACCAUUUUCUCUUGUAUCUUCUCUUCCAUACAAAUCUUAUACAAGAAAAAAUAUUGGAUAUUUAUACGCGAUUUCUCAAGGAGCUGAGUGGAUUUAUGACACGGAUGAUGAUAACAAACCUUAUGGACUUGGACUAAAUCAGUUUCAAUUCGAAGAUGUUGUAUCUGGAGUUCGCUAUCAAGUUAAAAAUUCAAGUGAAAGGAUCAUACUCCUCCACGCUGAUUCAACUAGUGGGUUAGACAUCAAAUUUAAUAAGUUUGCACCUCCUAUAACUCUGUCAGUUGGAAGGUAUUCUCCAUGGAAUUCUCAGAAUACUCUUUUCCAUAAAACAGCGUUUCAUACGCUCUUCUUACCAACUACUGUUUCUUUCAGAACAACUGAUAUUUGGAGAUCAUUUAUUUCCCAAAGAAUCGUUCAUUUAUCUGGAUUAACUGUUUCAUUUGUACCCACAAAUGCAGUUCAAUUCAGAAAUGCACACGAUUAUUUGAAACAUUUCAAAGAUGAGAAACAAGUUUAUGAGGAUGCGGGCAAAAUGAUUGAGUUUCUGGAUAAUUGGAAUUGUUCAAUGAGAGUAAAUGUAGAAGAUUGUAUGACUUUAUUAGCGGAAGUAUUGGUGAAGAAUGAUUUAUGGGGAGAAAAAGAUUCCAGAUUACUCUCAUCGUUUCUGGAAGACUUGAAGUCUUUGGGUUUUCAAUUCCCUGAAUUGAUAACAGGGAAUUAUGAAGAUCCAUACAUUUCAUCAAGUAACGAAACGGAAAGAAAUGUGAAUUGUAGAAGAAUAAAUCUGGAAUUCGAACUGGUUGAUCCGAAGAAAUCUGAAGAGGCGAGCAUCACGAUGGCUGAAAAGAAAAUUAGUUAUUUCGGAUAUUUAGAUGACUGGUGUAAUGAAACUGGAUAUUUCAAUUUAUCGAGAAGAUUCCCAUCUGCCAAGCAGCUUUCAAAAGAGCACGAUGAUUUGUUCGCUGUGAAGCAGAAUAAGAAUAGUAUUCUGAUUGUUGUAAAUAAUUAUCCGUGGAAAUACGGACUUGGAUUAAUUCAAAGACUCUAUCAACCAUACUUCGCUUCAGUUAUUUUCUGUGGUUCUUGGUAUCCUGAUCAGUUGAUUGAUCAAGAUAAUUUUACUUCAAUUAUUGACCCAAUCAAUUAUAUUCAUAUGAAUCCAGCUGAAAUUCAUGAAGGAUAUAUUGCAUAUCAUUGUGUUACUCUAGUCAAAGAAAUGCGGUUGAAUAAUGUGCGAGGGUAUUUUCUGAUGGCUGAUGACUCUGUUUUCAAUAUUUGGCAACGGAUUGAUUAUUAA
Molecule: messenger RNA, 1512 nt
Organism: Caenorhabditis remanei
Lineage: Eukaryota; Metazoa; Nematoda; Chromadorea; Rhabditida; Rhabditidae
Exons: 9
Coding region: 1-1512 (503 amino acids)
Source: RefSeq, a predicted model, not a curated record